Molecule: messenger RNA, 489 nt
Organism: Paramuricea clavata
Lineage: Eukaryota; Metazoa; Cnidaria; Anthozoa; Malacalcyonacea; Plexauridae
Source: the annotation of a GenBank genome assembly
AUUGCUGCAUUAUACACUGAAUUGGAGGCUUUCCAGCUGAAAUGGAAUAGAUUUUACAACAAAUAUGGCUUAAUUGGAGGGUGCAUUUCUCUAGACCUAAAAAAGGAACAACAAAAUAAAGUAUUAAAAACUUUAUGGAGAGCACUUGGCCCAAACUUAAAUGAGGAGAAUGCUUCUCGUGUAGCUAAUACAUUGGAGCUUCUGGAAAAACUAAUUAGCUCAAUAGAUAAUGACUGUGCAAUGUCUGAGAGAUGGGGUCACAGAUCAGUUGGUGAGACUGUCGAACCAGUAAUGCAAGUUACGUCUGAUUUGGUUGAAAUCAAAGCAUUUGAAUUCACUCCAGGACGGGAAGGUCAUAAGUCCUUUCAGGAUUUUUCUACUAGUCUUGUUGAUAUUGACUACAGAGACCUUCACAGAUGGAUGAAAGAAAAACUAAAACUAUGGGGAAGCAUUUUUGAUACUAAGAUAGUUCUUAAUUUAAUACUAUAG